AUGACCCAUGAGAACGUGUGGACCCCACGCGCCUCAAGCCCGCAGUGGGGCUUCACCUGGGAGUCCAAGCUAGGCGCUUGUCGCCGCCGGCCUUUAUCGUCUCAUUCGCUUAGGAAUACACUGGAAAAUUAUAACCGCUUCGAUAACAUCCUGCUAGUAGUCUUCUUCAGCCACGCUCGUUACGGUGCCAACCUAGAUUACCACCGAGAAGUAUACUCUGAUUAUUUUCCAAAUAUUCUCUAUAUUGGACCCGCUUCUCGCGAGGACUCUGGCUUUGAUCACUCCUACGAUGUCUUUGUAGACUCCUACCACUCUGAUGAGGAUUUAACUGAUCCAUCAUAUUAUAAGAUGGCAGGGCGCAUGGCUCAUCAUAUGCUGUACACUGCUCUCCAGGAGCAAGACUGUUAUGAUGGCUACCUAUGGGUGCCGUUUGACACGCUGCUGAAUAUUCCGCGAUUGGAAAAGUUUGACCAAAAACUUUUUUGGUACCAUUCGCCAUGGGGCCUGCCUGUUUUUAACCCUGCACAGGAUAAUAACCUCAGCCUUGGCUUGCAUGCUCCUCCUGUCAACGUAUCCCCGGAUACGUCCAUCAAUCUCACGGAAACCUGGAGGGGAUGGGGACCCGACUGGUGGUACCUAUCGCACAUCUAUAGCGAUCCACAUGUGGGAGUCGGAGUUUGCAUGGAAGCUUUCCAGAAAGUACCCGUGCACUUGAGAGAACGCCUUGCUGCAUUCACCAAUGGUGAAACGCGCCUUAUCGGAGGCUCUGCAGAUACGAUGUACAUCCCAGGGCGGCACCGCAGGAUAUUCACGGAAGUAUUGGGCCUGUUCCUUGAAACGACUUGCUUCCUUGAGAUUGCUACGCCUACAACGCUGCACUUGGUCGCGCCUCCCCAUGAGCCGAUUCUCUUUGUGGACCAUUGGUGGAUAUAUCAGCCGCCGUACAAUGCGUCUUUUGUGAGGCAGAAGUGGAAGGAGGGAUACGAGGUGGAUACAUUUCAUACUUUCCAUUGGGGUGAGCGCGAUGGAGAUAAUGUGUGGAGGGCCAACUACGAGAACGUUGCGGAUGUCCGACGUCUGUUGAGGGAGUCGGCGGAGAGACAGCAUAUUGUCUUUCCUGUUAGGUGA
Messenger RNA from Suillus subaureus, 1128 nucleotides. RefSeq lists its product as uncharacterized. The transcript is spliced from 5 exons. The record is from RefSeq and is a predicted model, not a curated record. Bases 1 to 1128 code for a protein of 375 amino acids. NCBI's taxonomy places the organism in Eukaryota, Fungi, Basidiomycota, Agaricomycetes, Boletales, Suillaceae.